AAUACACAUAUUAGUCUAUACUAAAAUAUCCAUCUAAGCUGGCUGCUUCUCGGGAAUACAUGGAAUGUAUGCCACCCCUUGCCGAUAAUGGCUAAGCAUCUCACGCAUCAAAUCGCCUUUCCGCCGUCUCUCAAGCCAAAGACCUCCCAGGUCGGCAGAUAUAUCACCAGAGUCUCGUCGCAAGCCGGAUCUUCCGUUCAAACAGCGCAAAGGACUUCUCGCCGGAGCCAUGAACCGCUAUCGCAUAAUCGUUCACUAGCGCAACUUUCUCCCAUACAGCCCGAUGGGCCAUGGCUCACGGCCGUCUCCCCCACAUACUUCUCGCAAGCAAACCAGACCGCUCACUAUGGCGGGCCACAUGAGGACGGAGACCAUAGACCACCGGAUGAAAGAAUAGUUAAACUGGGAAAGACCCUUCGUACCCUAUCCAAGCAACUACCCACAAUCCUCGUCAACGCACUACCUCAAGAGAUACUUUCACCAAGCAUAUCACUCCAUUUAUUCCCGUCUACACAUCCGCAUCUUCCCACAGUAAAAGGAAGGGUUCCUUAUCGAGCUGCUUUAUGGACUGCACCUGUGGCAUGGGGCAGCGUUCCUAUCAUUGGGAACGUCAAUCUACGAAUAGUGAGCGAGAGGGUAGUACCAACUGGCGUUGCCAGUGGUAAUGGCUUGAGCGAGAAUCCUGGAGGUGAAAAACUUGUCGUUCGUUGGGUCACUGAGGGUGCCGGUCGCCCGGCUUCUAAAGUUGGCCGUGGCUCAGAGACAGAUGACUAUAUCACACCUGACCGAGCCCAGCGGGCACAAAACACAAACACAGAGAGCUCAGGGGCUUCAUCUUCCUCAAAUGGGAUAAACAGAGGGCUUAGUGUGUUGCUAGGCGGAGAAAUGCCGAUCUUCAAACUUGGGAAGGAAGAGCAGUUUACUGGUUUAUUUAUUUUCACAUUUGACGAAGAAGGUCGAAUAGCUACGCAUACGAUUGAACAUGCUGAUGAAGGCAACGGGUGGGAUCGAACAGCUAAGGUGGUUACCCUGACAGACUGGCUUUUGGGCAAGGCAAAAGGAAGUGCAUCCAGAGAAAUUGUUCCUCCCCAGCCUGCGUUUGUGUCAGGGGGAGUUAGAGACAUCCGCCGACCACGGUAUCGCUUUGGCCCUUUCGAAAUAUGA
This is a messenger RNA of Microsporum canis CBS 113480, 1164 nucleotides long. RefSeq lists its product as hypothetical. NCBI's taxonomy places the organism in Eukaryota, Fungi, Ascomycota, Eurotiomycetes, Onygenales, Arthrodermataceae. The coding region runs from base 88 to 1164 and encodes 358 amino acids. The transcript is spliced from 2 exons. The record is from RefSeq and is a predicted model, not a curated record.